This is a messenger RNA of Diuraphis noxia (Russian wheat aphid), 2263 nucleotides long. RefSeq lists its product as uncharacterized. The record is from RefSeq and is a predicted model, not a curated record. Lineage: Eukaryota; Metazoa; Arthropoda; Insecta; Hemiptera; Aphididae.
UUAACCGUCGCACACUAUCGUAUAAACACACAAGCGCACACUUCUUCUCGACCACACCACUCACGGACGACGACCGUGUAUAUAGUAUUAUAUUUUAUUGUAUAACACGCGGCUGCAGUGUUCGUCUGCUCGYAUAAGYGCGUAAUACUGUCGUACGYACUCCCAGAGGAAGUAAACAUUAUUAUUAUAUAAUAUUUUCGACCAAAAGAAGACAAAAAUAAUAUAAUAUAGUAACUGUUCCAAAGACAGACACACACAGCUAUACUGCAAAAUCGUCAUGAUCGCCACUGGUACAACGCGGGUCGCUUUGACCGUGGUCACAGUAUUCGCAUGGUUUGCGGCAGGUCAAAGGAUUACAACUAUACAGUUAGAUGGAACUCAGUACUACAUCAGCAGGAUGAAUCCAUAUUCAGGGGAAUUAAAUUACUUUUUGGCAUAUGAAUAUUGCAGAUCAAUUGGAUUGCAAUUGGCUUCAUUUGAAACGUUGGAAAAAACAAACUCUAUAUCGGAUUUCUUAAAAAAUGCUGGUUACAACAAAUUCGACUAUUGGACAUCUGGAAACCGCUUGGGCACCGAUAUGCUUAUCUGGAUGUCUACAGGUCUGCCGUUCAACACGACCUUUAGCCAAAUGAAACGUCCAAACCMGGACAACAACGGUCUGGACAACGAAGACUUAAAAAUGAACGCUAGGCCGGAACUGCCCAUUGCUAGGAAAAAGAGGGGCGAAAGUGGUUCCAGGGACGGAUGCGUCGCAAUCAAAGCGCCCAACAUGGACUGGGUAACGACUGACUGUACUGACCUGAAAGACUUCAUUUGCGAACAGACCAGAUGUUAUUAUUACAACUACGGGUCGAUUCCGGUGUCCUCCAGCCAGGGUUUCGGUUAUAAACAAAAAGCUACGGCAAUCCCUAUUCACUCAAACAUAUCUUUGGAGAAAAACACUCCAACAACUACUACUACCACCACUACUACCAUCAAUCCCACCACAACUACUACUAUCGCAUCAACCACUUCCACCAUCACUACUACUACCACUACUACACCAGCUUCGCCCACUGGUAUGCUCACGACCCCCGCUGUUGCGGCUGCAGAGGGUUACGCUGUCGCCGACAUCCACCGGAAGUCGGGGGAUGACGACGGCAGCGAUAACGACGCUCCUAGGGCGGCGGAAACGGAACCAGAACUGACGGUYGCCACGACACCCGGUUUGAUGGCCGACGAUUCACCGUCCACAAGCACGGCUGAACCGCUGCAAAGUGGAUAUCAAGAAUCGCAGACAGACGAACAACAGUCGACCAGCGAACCGCGAGCGGACGAACGGCCGUCAACCGACGAACGAGCGGACAGUCAGUAUUAUACCACCGAACUUCCGACGCUCAUCCAGAUGCACAACCAACAACAGGAGCACGACCAACAACUGCACAGGUCUCGUCAACGAGAUGAGGURCAACAGCGCGGCAAACAAGAAACAGUUCGUCGAGAUCAACAGCAGCAGCACAACGACGCGUACGCUUUCGAAUCGCUGGAAAAGGCUUUUGCAACUGCAGUGCCGCACAAGAUCCGAUCUACCAAGGACUUGGAACAGCCUAAGGACGCCGCGACAACUGCCGGGGAUCUACAGUUACCGUGGUCGUGGGCCAAAGACAUAAUGUUACAAAAACCCGUGUUGAAAAAGUCAUCGCAAGAAGUCGCUUAGUUCCACAACAAUCGACGUGUCUUACGUUUAAAAUGUCUUGUUAAUUUGAAGAAAAUAUAUAUAUUUUUUUUUAAACAAUAAUUACGUACGACAUAUUGAAAUUAAAAAUCAACCACAAAAAUAAACUUCGUACAAACGUUGCUCUCUUCCGCGUUUCCUCCUACACUUCAUUAUUAUCUGAGGUAAAUUGCACUAUACGAUAUUAUGUAAUUUAAUUUAGUCAUGUAUAAUUAUUAAAAUCUGUUCUCAGCGCUUAAUUCUGUAGAGUAAUGGUGGUAAAUUUAAUUUCAUGUGAUUACCUACCUAUACAUUUUUAUAAUUUUAUUUAGAAAAGUAAUGAAAAUAAUGAACAAAUCACAUCGGUAUAAUAUAAAAGAAAAUAAUAAGUAAAAAGACAGAUCWUUUUUUUUCUUAUUKUUUUUACUUAUUAUAUUMUUUUGCGUCUAUCGAUUAUUAUUUUAUUUUGUAUAUAUUAAGUUUUAUAGAUUCUCUUUUAGACUUACUAUAAAUGUACUUUAAUAUUUAAUGGUAAUCAUUUUGAAUAAAUCAAGUGAUUAAAAAUAAAAA